Molecule: messenger RNA, 3716 nt
Organism: Stegodyphus dumicola
Lineage: Eukaryota; Metazoa; Arthropoda; Arachnida; Araneae; Eresidae
Source: RefSeq, a predicted model, not a curated record
UUUUUAUUAGUUUAGUGUCUGCUCUUAUACGUCUGAUGUGAAGGUGAUGAGGUGUUGAAAUGCUAGAUUAAGAAUAAGUUCUUUGAAAACUCCUUUUUGAUGUUAAUUUUGAAUUAUUAAUUUUGUCCAUACUAUGAUUCCGUGGUCUUCGAUGAUAAAUAAACCAGCUGAAGGAGCCCUUUCUAAAGUCUAAGGUGCAGCAUUAGUAUUCUACUAUGUUGAAGGUUAUUGUAAGUGACAAUGGCAAGUAGGGACAUUGCCAACAUGCAUCUGUUCCUGGAAAUGAAAAAAACGUUUCCUGACUUGCCAGAAGACACUCUACGAAAUUAUGUGUUUCUUUAUGCACAAGACCAAGAUAAGUGCAUUGACCUUCUUCGAAAAGAAAGUGAAAAUCAUUUUCACCCAAGCCAGCCUUUUUCAGACUUCCGUUUACCAGAAAGUAAAACACUUCCUAAAAAAAGUGAUUAUGGGAGAACAUAUUUUGAUGCGAAUGAAUAUCCUACUCUCUUUAGUUCUUCUAAAUUCCAAAACAGAAGUUUAUUACCUAAUGUCUCCAAGAAAAGCAACGAACAUCAACAAUAUUCAGAUAUCCAGCAACCUACUUCUGGGCGAAGUACUAGCCAUGCUGGUGUAGUCCAUUUACCUAGGAAAUCUGAAAAUAUCAAUGUGCCUUUAAAACCUGAAGCACGUUCAGCUCCAGUCAUAGCAGAACAUGAACAGCCUUUUACAGAUAUGUACAGGCACAUACCAGUUUCUAGUCAUACAACAUUGUGCCAGAUGCCUGUUGAACAUGAUAAUUAUAAUCGUAUGAUGUUUUCUACUACAAAAGAACAUACAAUUUUACCUGUUGAUACUUCAAGACCAAGUGAUUCUGCAUCAGUAUCACCUGAAACAGAACAAAGGAAAAGACAUGCUGUGAAAUUAAGCAUCACACCUUCAUUCCCUUUUUCUCAGCAGCAGCACCAAAUUAAUGUAUACAACAGUCCAGUUUGUGCCACGGCUUCACAUUCGUCUAGACCUGGUCGGCACACGACCUCUCUGAAUUUCCAACUUCAACCACAGUCAUCAAAUCAAUAUCCUCUUGAGAUAUCAACGGUUCCUACUAACAUUGGAGAUCCUGGCAACUUCCAAGAUUAUGGAUCCCAUGUUCAAAUAUCAGUCGAUUCCCAAGGGGCUACUUUUACUGCAUUGAGACUUCAACGACCAGCUGCUUCACAAAACUAUACUUCAAAGGUUUCUUCGGCAGAGCCAGUUGACCAGAAUUUAUCUCAACUAUCUAGUCAAACUCAGAAUUCCAAGAGAUAUCCGUAUAAUAAUAGGAUAUUGCAAACAUCAGCUUCACCUUCAAAAGCUGUUUUAUUGGGAACAAUGGAUUCUUUAGAUGCAGAGACCUAUCCUAAACAAACAGGCAAUGUGUUAUACUCCAAGUGUCCUCAGAGUACAGACUUUCAGUCCCAAUUACAUUUUCCAGUUGAGCAUUUUCAAGAUAAACUGAAUGUUCCUCAUGGUUACCAUGCAUCACCUGAUUAUAUACAAGCUGUCAAAAAUCAUCAGAUUGCUCAACUGAAUAUGGUUAUUGAAGAAUUAAAAAAAGAAAAAGAAUUAUCUGCAAUAUUGAAAGCUGAAGUCAAUCGAAUGGAACAAGAUGUAAUUCAGAGAAGAAUGAAGAAAACUUCUUUUCCAUAUGCUGAAGAACUAAAAAAAUUAAGGGAAGAAAAUAGGAAACUCAGAGUUGAAUGCAAUUGUUUACUUAUGGAGGUUGAUGUUUGCAGUCCAGGACAAAUUCCUCUCGGAAUGACUGAUGAGGAUUUCUAUAAAAAUAUUUUUACUGGACCAAAUGGUACUGUGGCAUCUUCAUCAAAUCAAGUACGAAAGACAUCAAAUCCUGAAAGUUCAUCAACUCAAGCAAAACAAGCCUCUCCGUUAGAUGAUGAAGAUGAUGAUGAGAAAAAUAGAUGGAAGUGUAAAAAAUGUACAUUUGCCAAUCACCCUGCAUUAGAGAAGUGUGAAAUGUGUGAAUUACCCAAAAACUCAGGUUAUGUAGAAUAUAAUUCAGAUUAUACUCCAAGCACUCAUCUCAGGUUUGUGUCCUCAGCAGAGGAUCAACCCAGACGAGCUGUAGGUUCCUUUUUUGAUGAUAGCUAGUUCCUUUGUUUUCAUCUUUAUAUUCAAGGAAGGAUGAACUUGUCAACAAAGCCUGAAAUUUGUGGAAUUACGGCCAAAAAAAAAAAUUAAAUCAACCUUUCUUUUUAAAGAUGUCUGUCUUCUCUGUACGUGAAAUGUCACAUUUGAAAACAAGCAUUUAAAAGAACUUUUUGAUGUGUUACUACUUCCCUCUUCAAAAUAAAUAGGAAGAUUAAAAGGAAAACUGAAAGAGAUGUUAUGUAUAUUAACACUUUGAGUGCCAAGCAGUGCAGGAUUUACAUAUAAACUACACAAGCUAUAGCUUAAAGUCCCCGCUUUCUUGGGGGCCCCCAAAAAAAUUUUCUAGGUGUCUGAAAACCAUAUUUGGCACUGACAUAUAAUAUCUAGACUUAUAAAGGGCCUCGUAGGUAUCUCAUACAGCUUAGGUCUUAUCAAGUCUAAAUCCGGCUCUGGUUCCAAGCACAUUUCAAGUAUGAUUUCUGCCAUAUUGGACUCAGAAGGUGAUUAUGACCAUCUUAGAGCUUUUGUAAUUAUGACACAAAUCAUAAUGCUUUAAUUCCAUCAUACAGUGGAAGGUAAUUUCACAGCAGAUAAAACUGAAGAACCGUAUAAUUAGAAAAACCCACAUGGGAGAAAGAAGGAAGAAACUGAGGCAGCAUGUUUUUUUAACAAAAAUACAUUCUUUAAAUUGGUUGAGUAUAAGAAUAGUUGUAAAAUAAACAAACAGAUUUUUUUAAAUACUUUAUUAAAUAAUGUAUUUAGAAAUUAUAUAUUUAGUUUUGCAGUUUUACUCACUAGGUUACAUCUGUUUUUAUUGUCAUGUUUAUUUUAAUGAAAAUCUGAAUUUGAAAAGAAAAGAAGAAAAAUGCAGUCUUUUCAGUCUUCUUCAGCUGACCUUUUUCUUUUGCAGUGUAAAAUCAGCAGCAUUUAAUUUUUUUUCUUUUUAAUAAUGAAGUUUCUUAAUCAUCUGAAAUAGUUAAUUCAUGCGUGCAUUAUGAUGUAUAAAUUAAAUUUUUAAAAAACAAAAUUGAAAAUUCUGGUUUUGGGGCAUUGCUGGCAGGAUUUAUAUAUAUAUAUAUAAUUAUUAAAAUAAUAGGAAAAGUCUGAGCUUAAAUGAAAGUUUACAAUUUCUUUUUUAUGAAGGCUCUAAUUUUUUUUUUUUUUUUUUAAGAAAGUUUUUAAGAAACCUAAAUGUUGUACUAGUAAAAUUUAAACUACAGAUAUUGAUACCAUACUGAAAAUAUUACACAAUAAAAUAAGAAACAAAAAUGAAGUAUUCAUCUCCUCAGAUCUUAUCAAGAGAUCAGAUCUUCAAACAGAUCUUAUCAAGAGAAAAGUGUUUUAAAGCCCUAAGCCAAUUUGAUUAAUGAGUUCGAAAUGCAUGUUUAAUUCCUCUGAAACAUUUUAGUUUCAAAGCCGUUAUUUUCAAAACAAAUUUUCAAUUUAAAUUAACUUUCAGUGGAUCUCAAGUGUUCAAACCUUUUCCUUACAUGCAUCCGCAACGCUUUAUGCAACAAAAUUACAAUACAUAAGUAGAAACACACACACACAUACACACACACACACACACA